AUGGGCCGUGUUCGCACCAAGACCGUCAAGAAGGCUUCUCGCGUCCUCGUCGAGAAGUACUACCCCAAGCUCACCCUUGACUUCCACACCAACAAGCGCAUCGCUGAUGAGGUCGCCAUCAUCCCCUCCAAGCGCCUCCGCAACAAGAUCGCCGGCUUCACCACCCACCUGAUGAAGCGCAUUCAGCGCGGUCCCGUCCGCGGUAUCUCCUUCAAGCUUCAGGAGGAGGAGCGCGAGCGCCGUGACAACUGGGUCCCCGAGCAGUCCGCCGUCAACACCGACCGUGUUGAGGUUGAUGCCGUCACCCUGAAGAUGCUUGCCGCUGUCUUCCCUGGUGAGGUCACCGGUGUUGUCAAGGCUGAGAACACCCACACCCGCCGCCGUGCCCCCAAGCGCAACUAA
Fonticula alba is the source of this 402-nucleotide messenger RNA. RefSeq names its product 40S ribosomal protein S17. Gene Ontology annotation, molecular function: structural constituent of ribosome. Gene Ontology annotation, cellular component: ribosome. The record is from RefSeq and is a predicted model, not a curated record. The transcript is spliced from 2 exons. Lineage: Eukaryota; Rotosphaerida; Fonticulaceae. Gene Ontology annotation, biological process: translation. Bases 1 to 402 code for a protein of 133 amino acids.